AAAUGACAAUGUCAUUUUGUCAGAAACAAAAAUUCUAAUUCGAAAUCACGUAUGGUUGUGGUGUGAAAAUAAUAAAUAUUUCUUUAAAUAGAAUUUUAUCAGUGCCAUAUAAAAUGACUCAACCAGCUCCUAUUGUAAAAAGCCUUAUUUACGCUGGGCAAAAAUAUAUUCCUAUUGCUAACGGCAGUAAGGUACAUUUCCACUUCCAAACAUGGAAACUAGGAAAGGAAAGGGUUUUGCUUGAUGACAGCAAGAAGAUUGGAAAGAAGGAACCCAUGGUAUUAGUGAUAGGACAUAAGUUUAAAUUGGAAGUUUGGGAAACUAUAGUCAAAAUGAUGGCUGUAGGAGAAGUUUCCAGUUUUAAAGUACAAAAAGAGCUAGUCUUCAGUUACCCCUUCAUAUCAAAAACUCUACGGGAGUUAGGACAGGAACAACAUAAAAUAAAGCAUUCAUGUACCAUGACCCUACACACGGAAGGCCUAGGCCAUCCAGACUUAGAUGACCUUAUGAAGAACCCAUGUGACCUGGAAUUUAUCAUAGAAAUACUAAAAGUGGAGAGAUCAGAUGAGUAUGAGAAAGAGUUGUGGCAGUUGAAUGCUAAGGAGCGGACAGACCUCAUACCCAUGCUCAGAGAGAAAGGCAACAAACUAUAUGUAGAGAAGAAAUACAAAGAGGCUGAGGACGCAUACAGUGAAGCUUUGUAUAUCUGUGAACAACUUAUGGUCAGGGAAAGGAAAGGUGAUGAAGAAUGGGCGGAGCUGAACAAAGUAAAGCUGCCGAUACUACUGAACUACGCGCAGUGUAAGCUGAUCAAUGGAGAGUACUACGCUGUCAUAGAACACUGUAAUACUGUUCUAGAAUAUGAUAAAGAUAACGAAAAAGCUCUCUACAGAAGAGGUAAGGCUCACAUAGGCGCGUGGAACCCUGACGAUGCUGAAGAAGACUUCAAAAGACUAAAAUCUUUAAAUCCGUCCAUGUCAGCAACAGUCGACAAAGAACUCGAACAUAUAAAAAAAUUAAGAAAACAAAAAGAGGAACAGGACAAAGAUGCGCUUAAAAAAAUGUUUGUGAAGAAUGCAAAUGGGACCACAUAGCACUUGGAAUAAGGUUUAAUUUAUAAUGGGUUGUGCAGUGUUAUAAGGGUGAAUAUACCUUGGUAUGGUUCUGUAAUCAUCUAUGCUUGAUUGACAAACAUAUUCUUAUAUCCUUAGUCUUAGGGUUGGAUAUCCAUCAAUCGUCAUUUGCAUAUUACCCUUUCAUGCGUAGCCCUGGAGCAAAGAAAUAAGUACAUAAUAGAAUAGUAUUUAAUUAUGUUUAUAUAAAUGAAACUAAUAUUUUCUUUUAGUAAUAUUAUUUUCCGGGAAGGAAUGAAAGAUGUCCUAGGAAAUUAUCGACGUGAAGUCUUUCUUAAUUUGUACGCGGAUAGUUUGUAGUUGAACGCAAUAAUGUCGACGCACAUGUAGGUAUAAUUAUAUUUCGUUAUAAUUUAAGUAUGGAAUGCAAAGGGCUAAGUACUAGUUUUUUUAUGUUUAACGAGAUCGAAACGAGACCGCGUAAGGCGCUUUGAUUGAUUGGUUCAGAGGAAUCAGAGGCCUUAGUACGAGUUUGAUUUAGGUUUAAAGUAAUCGUAACGAGUACGCGUUCGGCACUCUGAUUGGUUGGUUCAUUGGUGGGUGCCAAUCAGAACGCCUCACGCGGUCUCGUUUCGAUCUCGUUUUACUAAGCCCUCAGAAACAGAGAUUGCAAUAAUAUCUAAAAUUUAUUUAUUUAACCAAAGCAAUGUUCAUGCAAAUAAAUGUAAUUUAUUAAUUUUACUAGAUUGUUAUCUAUAAAACAUGACGUUUUCACGAAAGGUUAUGAAAUAUCGUGCUAUGAUCAAUAGAAGCCAGCAUAUAUAUCAUAUAAUAUACACUUUAUAAAACUGGCAAUUAGAAUCAUUUUCUUUUACACACUUCGAUCAACAAUAACAACUAGAUAAAGGGUUACGUACAAAAUCAAGCUCCAGUUCUGUCCGUGUGAAU
Spodoptera litura is the source of this 2021-nucleotide messenger RNA. Its product is annotated as AH receptor-interacting protein. The record is from RefSeq and is a predicted model, not a curated record. Gene Ontology annotation, molecular function: peptidyl-prolyl cis-trans isomerase activity; protein binding. Lineage: Eukaryota; Metazoa; Arthropoda; Insecta; Lepidoptera; Noctuidae.